Messenger RNA from Neoarius graeffei (lesser salmon catfish), 3384 nucleotides. It is a transcript of the gene efcab14, whose product is annotated as EF-hand calcium binding domain 14. The coding region runs from base 486 to 1556 and encodes 356 amino acids. The transcript is spliced from 8 exons. Lineage: Eukaryota; Metazoa; Chordata; Actinopteri; Siluriformes; Ariidae. The record is from RefSeq and is a predicted model, not a curated record.
CCGGGGUUGAAAAGCGUUGCUGUGACGUCAUUCAGCACUGCUGCUUCUGUUGUUGUACAGCGUUUAGUUCUUAAAUUAUGAUUAUUAGUUUAUUUAACUUGACGGGGUUUUAUAGAGUUAAUCGUCGGUGGUAAUGUAUAAAAUGUUAAAGUAAACGGUGCCGGCGGAAAUAGUUUUAACACAGACGCUAGUGUGUAGCACAGGAGCUAGCCGAGUUAGCACAGGAGCUAACGAGUAAAUACUGGAGCUUUUCGGGGCUGUUUUAAUACUUUAUUCGGAGAGACAGAGAGACAGGGGCGUGCUGAGGUGCUCAUACUUGGAGUGUUAGGUCGCUCACCCACCUCAGGUGAGAUUUGAUCACAUAUACACAGGUACACAGAGAGAGAUUAAAUCCUGAAGCCCGACCCGAGCUCAACCUGGAGAAGACGCUGGACCUGGUGGGCCUGAAGUCGGGCUCGGGGCCGCUGCUCACCCCGCAGAAGAAGAUGAAGAAGCGUAAGGAGCUGAACGCGCUGAUCGGACUCGGGGACGGGAAGCGCAAGAAGCCGAAAAAGAGCUCCGGACACCGGCUGCUGCUGCGGGGAGACACCGGGGACACGGACACCGAGAGCGGCUCCAGCUCCGGGGAAGACGAUGAGGAGGAUUUCCGCAGCCUGAGCCUCAGUCCGGGGGCCUUCCGCAAGGGUUCGGCUCAGUGCUGCUCGGUGUGCUACCCGCUGUGCGUGUUCAUCGUCCUGGCCGCGUGUCUCAUGGCGUGUGCCGGACUCAUAUGGAUGCAGAUUGCACUUAAAGAAGAUUUGGAUUCGCUGAAGGAGAAACUGCGCACCAUGGAGUCGAGUCAGAAGGCUUCUUCACACGAACUACCGAAGCUGAGCGAGGAUCUCAAGGCCAAACAGAAGAUGCUGGAGGACCUCGAGACCGGAGAUAAAGGCUUAAAUAAACUAUGGGCCAAUCUUACAGAUAUUAACAUGAAGAUCAGCAAUCUGGACUCUGCUGUGAACCAUCUGAAGGUGAACAUUAAAUCAGCGUCAGGUUUAAUCACUCUCCCAACAACUGUCGAGGAGCUCCAGAAGAGUGUUGCCACAAUAGGAAGCACUCUUACUAGUGUUCAACACGAUGUAAAGAUGAUAGAGAUUUUUAUCGAGGACCAGAAGAAAGGAGAAAACAAACAGAAGAGUGAAACGGACUCUUCACUGACUGUGGCUCAGAAGGACAGCAGCAGGACCGUGACUGAAAGAACAGUAGAUGACAGCAGCUCCACGAUGUCCUCGAGUCCCAUCGGCUCUCGCCAUCGGCGCUUUCUCAGUAAGAACCUCUCCAAAAGAGAGAAGGCAGCUACGCCGCAGACUCUCACAUUCCCUGGAGUCAGUUCUGCUGAAGAUCUGGAGACGUUUGUGCGUGCGCAGCUGGAGGACGCCACUGAAGGACUGACGUACGAGGAGCUGAGGAAGAUCUUCGGCAUUUCCACUCCGGAUUCCCGUCUACUCGAGCCGUACGACGCGGAUCAGAACCGCAGGUACACGCUGGAGGAGCUCCGGGCUGCCGCUUCUCUCUGAGGACACGAACAGCAGCAGGAUGCCGCGCUGCACUCGAUGUGAACUGUUCUCGCAGUGGCUGACACGACUGCUGUGACUCCUCCUCCUCCUCCCCCAUUCCUGUAAACCAGUAUUGGAGAGAUUUGAACUUGCAGAGAAACGACCUUUUGCAUGCCACACGUGAGCACACGCUUCGCCGUCGUGUUUCAGUUUUAAACCGUCUCCAGCGUCGUCAUGGACCUCGAAUAAAGCGAUAUGAAGAUUUUAUUAAUAAUUACAGAGGUGUAAAGAUGUUUACUCUGUGUAUGUGUGUGAUCAGAACAUGUGUAUAUUAGAGAUUCAGGUUGGUGGCUUUGAUACCUAGACUCAAAAUUUAGACACGAUCCUCGAGUUACAUUGUUUGUUUUUAAAAUGUCUAUGUAUUUUUUUUUUUGUACAGGAUAAAAACACAUUCCUGUCACUUUUGGGUGGAAUCUGUGAGAGGAAAUGCGUUGGAAAUUAAUUUAACAUGCUAUUUAAUUGUGUAUUUAGCAAAAUGUAGCAAUAAUGUAUUACUCUAAAGGCGUAUUGGGUAUAUUUUGUGACUUACUGUGUGUGUGUUUUGUUUUGUUUUUUUGCAGCAAUGUAUUAAGUUUCAACAAAGUGUUACGUCACCGUCGGCUGGAGCUGCUGAUGCUGUUUUAAGGUGAACGUUAACUUUAACAGGUAGUGAAGGAAACACUGAGGAUGGAUGGAGGAAGGGACGGGAGUGGCUUUUCACUCCUGUCUUGUCCCUUCCCGUGACCAAAAUAAAGAAAAUAGCUUUUAUUAAUUUUAGAAUGGCAUGCGAUCGACAGUAAAAUCGACUCCCAUCCUACAGGAAUCAUGUGACCCGUAGGCUUCCAGACAAAAUGUUUUUGUAUUGUAUUGUACUAUACAUCUCUCACACACAUUCCAGUCAUCUUAAAGCGGGGGUGUGCAAACUUGAAAGUGACCGGUGAUGAAUGAAUGGGGAAAAAAAAAAAAAAAAGCUCACAGUCAAAGCUAGUGUCUCAUGGGGGGGAAUUUUAAGUCAUUCCUGUGUGGAUCAACAUCUGUGUUGUUUUUUUUGGUUCGUUUUUCUGUCCCUGAAAUGUUAAUGAUUAAUUCUCUAAGCAUUGAUCGAUUGAUUUAAUGUGUGAAGAUGUAGCAGAAUUAAAAGACAAAAUGCCUCGAGUUGCAUCAUCAGAAUGGUCAAGGGGGUGGGGCUAAGUUACGGCCCUGAAAAAUAUCAUCGUAAGUCUGGAGUGUAGAAAAGGAGUUCAAGUCUGAUGAAUGGUAAUAUUGCAAAUCGCAAUAUUUUUACAGCAUCUUUUUUUAAAAGUAUGAUUAUGACACGUGUAGAAACAUUUUUCAAAAUGACACACCGCCGCUUUAAUGAAGGAAAAGGACGAGCGUUAGUCCUGAUAGUGUGUGUAUAUGUGUGUGUGUGUGUGUGUGUAUACAGAAGUGCUGAAAACUCGUCUUCGUUGUGACUAUGGCAACGAAGGACGAUAUUUUAAUUUCUCCAUCUGAAGCGUGAUACACAAAAGUUUGUACACCCCCUCAUGUUUAGUAAUGUAAAUAUUCAGUAUGAAUUAUGUUUGAGUGAGUGAGUAUCAGCCUCCGCACUGCUUCGUGUCAUUUCCAUCUGUAGAGUCUGUACGCUGGUGCUCAGGCUGGACUUUUCUCUGCUUCCUGGUGUUAAUGAAUGAUUAAAUGAUUGUUGAGAUGGUUCAGGGAACCUGUUUGGUGUAAAAUAUUCAGCGCUGUACAUUAGUAUAAUGAAUGCACUUGUGCUCAGCAUGUUGCUUUUUAAUGUAACAUGUAUAAAGGCCUAAUUUAUCCGAAA